Messenger RNA from Fomitopsis serialis, 1499 nucleotides. RefSeq lists its product as uncharacterized. Bases 123 to 1388 code for a protein of 421 amino acids. The record is from RefSeq and is a predicted model, not a curated record. The transcript has 22 exons. Lineage: Eukaryota; Fungi; Basidiomycota; Agaricomycetes; Polyporales; Fomitopsidaceae.
CCCAUGUUCGAAGUUGCCCUUUAAACGGGCUCUGGGGGAUCACUUCAAGAUGUUCGUAAGCCGUCUACGACUCGAUCCUUGUAGGACCACUUCAAGUCGUGCGCAAGAUAACACGGUUGCUCAUGGCUACGAGACGUCCUUUCAUCUCAACCGGAGGCAACAACCACUUGGAGUUCCUGAAUGACAGGGUUGAUCAACAAGGCUGCACCAGUAUAUAUCUGACGCCUCCAUCCCCGCGCUGCCAACGCCCGUUCAAGUUCUCUGCUUCCCAUUUUAUCUUCGGCAUGGGUGAUAGUCAUGGAUAUCCCGAUACGGCCCCCAUAGGAGGAGUGUUCGUCGAGAUCGUCUUCUCUAUGCUUGUAUACGGGUGUACACUCGCUCAGACUUUGUAUUAUUUUUGGAACUACCCAGGCGACAGCGUCGUGCUGAAGAUUCUGGUGGGGGUAUUAUGGGCACUGGAUACAACGAGAGCCGUACUGGUGACGAAUAACGAAUGGUGGUAUCUGGUACGGAAUCACGCCAACGCGAUGUCCCUAGAAGAACAGCAAGGGAAAAGCACGAUAGCCCAUUGCGUGGUCUCAAUUGUCGUGAUCUUCAUUGUGCAGUUCUUCUUCAUCCAUAACAUCUGGAAGCUCAUGGCCCACAAGAGUGGCCGCGUUGUGUUGACAUUCGUUGCCGCCACAUUUGCAAUUCUCUCCGCAGCGGCAGGCUUCGUCUUCGUUUAUGAAACUACCGCAGACGCGAGCGUGCCCAUCAUACUCUCGGACGUCAUCCCAUCAGGAAGCGUACAAGCUGUCACCGCGCUCUUUACUGAUCUGUACAUCACUGUCUCUUUAUGUCUUAUCUUGCAGGGUGCAAAGACCUACACGGUCGACGGGGCCCAUGCUAUUCUAUCCAAGCUAAUCAUAUACACUGUCAACCGUGGGCUUCUCAUCGUCGUCGUCCAGUUUGUUCAAUACAUUACGUAUGUCCCACAAUGGCACGACGUCCAUAUGAUUGUGGACCUGUUCCACUUACAUGAGCCGUCAUGCACGGUAUACGUCAAUGCAUUACUUGCAGUAUUGAACGUCCGUCAGCAUCUGAGGGAGAAACGACGAGCUAUCUCGAUGAUGUGGGAGAAACCGCCCGAUAUGAGCAUCGACGAACUACUCAACAAUAGCGACGCCGUAGACGUGGGCUCCCCGGAAUCCAGCUUCUUCUCACUGCUCGGAAGGAAACCUAAACACAGACGCACCUCUGUUGUUGUCGAUAUUCUGGUUACCAGGGAAGUUCUCGUGGACGGCCAGUGGAGUACAUUUGAUAGCGGGCCAAUGUCUGCCGUGGACGGUGCGCAUCUGUUCCCGAGUUUGUUGACGGACAAGCCCCUCAGUCGGAGCAACACUGUGUAAGACCUCCUCAGUAUUACGGACAUAUUGCUGUCGUUUCGUGAUGAGUCACACAUGUCUAUAUGGGCUCGCGUACACGUUCCACAUGCCAGUGGUAUAUGACUCCGAUGUCGC